CUCACUCCCUAGUCAUCGAUCACUAGCUAGCUACACCUACACGGAGUCGUUGUCUAGUCGUCCACCCCAUCUUCAUUCGUUCCUCAAACAGUUGUUGAAGCCUGCUCCAAUCCAAUCCGAUCUGAUCCAAUUCGUCGGCAGGUGCGUGGAGCAAGGGCGCUUGGGACGGGAGUGAAUCAAUCAUGCCGAGGAGUCCGCAGCUAAGUCUGAGCGGCUGCAGCUCGCUCUUCUCUCUGUCCAGCACCAGCACGAGCCGCGACAACGACAGCGCUGCCGCGGCGCCCGUGCCGCCACCGCCGCCGUCUCUCCACCCGCUGCCCCCAGGCCGCCCUCUUCUGUCGCUCAGCGUCGGCGGCGGUGGGGAGGAGGAACAGGAGGAUGAGGAGGAGUACCUGCUGGGCGGCCUGGAUCUGCAGCUGACUGGGGCCGGCGGCAGCAACAGCAGCGGCUGCUGCGACGGCGACGACGAGCGCAAGAACAUCCGGAUGAUGAAGAACAGGGAGUCCGCGCUCCGCUCCAGGGCAAGGAAGAGGGCGUAUGUGCAGGAGCUGGAGAAGGAGGUUCGUCGCCUGGUGAAUGAGAACCUCAAGCUCAAGAGGCAGUGCAAACAAGUACACGACGGGCUAGGCCAAUCUCAUCUUUCUUUCUUUCUUUCUUUCUUUCUUUCUAGGCUUGUCUGUAUUCUCUGCACAACACAAUCAACCUAACCUUGUCUGUAUUUUGAAUACUUCAUAUAAUGCAGCUCCAAGUGGAGAUGGCUGCACUGAUCCAGCCAAGCAGCAGCAGGAGUAACCCCCACAUCAGAAGAGCUGCCUCCUCCACUCAGCUCUAGCUCCUUACUUGUUAUGUUUCCUUGCAAAAUUUUAGUAUCUUCGUCUUCAUUAGCUACAACUCCUUGGACUGUGGUACAAGGGGCGUAAAAAUAAUCAUCCUCUUGCCAAUGCCUCGAUUAUGUCAGUUGCAUCUACUACAGCUUCUGCUGAUCCAGCACCUGCUCUUUCCCAAGACCUACCGAGGAAGAAGGCCAAGAAGCAGGAUCCAUCAUGGAUGAGGACAAGCUAGCUAGACUGCUUCUUCUCUGAUGAUCUGAUCCAUGAAUGUGCAGUGCUUGGGAGUUGAAUGGAAUUAGCUGACACGAGAUCCGUUGAUGGAAUGGAAAUGAGAUUAAUGUUUCAUGAUAUGGGUCGAUCGUCUGUUCGCGUCCGUUGCUUCCUCUGAUAUCAGUGCUCAUUACUCAUGCCGUGUGCAGCUAAUAGCUUUACAGCUUGGAGGAGCCAGAAGAAGGCAGUUUUUUAAUUUACUAUCCCAAUUCUCUUCUGGCCCCUGUAGGAGCCAGAGUAUAUUGCUAUUAGUGCAUGUCUUUCAUGUGGACGAAAGUAUUUAUCUAUCUAUCUAUAUACUGUAAAUCAAGAGUCUGAAAACUAGUGAAGUGAUUAAUAAAACCAACAUGUUCGAGUCA
This is a messenger RNA of Panicum virgatum (switchgrass), 1459 nucleotides long. RefSeq names its product bZIP transcription factor 27-like. Gene Ontology annotation, cellular component: nucleus. The record is from RefSeq and is a predicted model, not a curated record. Gene Ontology annotation, molecular function: DNA-binding transcription factor activity. Bases 183 to 707 code for a protein of 174 amino acids. NCBI's taxonomy places the organism in Eukaryota, Viridiplantae, Streptophyta, Magnoliopsida, Poales, Poaceae. Gene Ontology annotation, biological process: positive regulation of DNA-templated transcription. The transcript is spliced from 2 exons.